AUGGCGCAGAAGGCUGUGUUGGCAGACGUACACGUGCACCAGGACGUACACGUGCACCAGGACGUACACGUGCACCAGGGCGUACACGUGCACCAGGACGUACACGUGCACAAGGACGUACACGUUCACCAGGAAGACGUACACGUGCACCAGGACGUACACGUGCACCAGGACGUACACGUGCACCAGGACGUACACGCGCACCAGGACGUACACGUGCACCAGGACGUACACGUGCACCAGGACGUACACGUGCACCAGGACGUACACGCGCACCAGGACGUACACGUGCACCAGGACGUGCACGUGCACCAGGACGUACACGUGCACCAGGGCGUAGCCACGUGCACCAGGACGUACACGUGCACCAGGACGUGCACGUGCACCAGGACGUACACGUGCACCAGGGCGUACACGUGCACCAGGAAGUAG
This is a messenger RNA of Hyalella azteca, 432 nucleotides long. Its product is annotated as histidine-rich glycoprotein-like. The record is from RefSeq and is a predicted model, not a curated record. Lineage: Eukaryota; Metazoa; Arthropoda; Malacostraca; Amphipoda; Hyalellidae. The transcript has 2 exons. The coding region runs from base 1 to 432 and encodes 143 amino acids.